CCUCACGCGCGCCCCUCCGCCUCGCCGCGAGCCCCGCGAGGGGGAAACGCUUUCUCCCGGCAUGCAGCGGGAGGAGGGAUUUAACACCAAGAUGGCGGACGGCCCGGACGAGUACGAGAGCGAAGCGGGCUGCGUGCCCCUUCUCCAUCCCGAGGAAAUCAAACCCCAAAGCCAUUAUAACCAUGGAUAUGGUGAACCUCUUGGGCGGAAAACUCACAUUGAUGAUUACAGCACAUGGGACAUAGUCAAGGCUACACAAUAUGGGAUAUAUGAACGCUGCCGAGAAUUGGUGGAAGCAGGUUAUGACGUGCGGCAACCUGACAAGGAAAAUGUUACACUACUUCAUUGGGCUGCAAUCAAUAACAGAAUAGAUUUAGUAAAAUACUAUAUUUCGAAAGGUGCUAUUGUGGAUCAACUUGGAGGAGACCUGAAUUCAACUCCCUUGCACUGGGCCACAAGACAAGGCCACUUAUCCAUGGUUGUACAACUAAUGAAAUAUGGUGCCGAUCCCUCAUUAAUUGAUGGGGAAGGAUGUAGCUGUAUUCAUUUGGCUGCUCAGUUUGGACAUACCUCAAUUGUUGCUUAUCUCAUAGCAAAAGGACAGGAUGUAGAUAUGAUGGACCAGAAUGGAAUGACACCUUUAAUGUGGGCAGCUUAUAGAACACAUAGUGUGGAUCCAACUAGAUUGCUUUUAACAUUCAAUGUUUCAGUUAACCUUGGUGACAAGUAUCACAAAAACACUGCUCUGCACUGGGCAGUACUAGCAGGGAAUACCACAGUCAUUAGUCUUCUCCUGGAAGCUGGAGCUAAUGUCGAUGCCCAGAAUAUCAAGGGUGAAUCAGCACUUGAUUUGGCAAAGCAGAGAAAAAACGUGUGGAUGAUUAACCAUUUGCAAGAGGCCAGGCAAGCAAAAGGAUAUGACAAUCCCUCUUUCCUUAGAAAGCUCAAGGCUGAUAAGGAAUUUCGGCAGAAAGUGAUGCUAGGAACUCCUUUCCUAGUUAUUUGGCUGGUUGGGUUUAUAGCAGACCUCAACAUUGAUUCCUGGCUCAUUAAAGGGCUCAUGUAUGGUGGUGUUUGGGCUACAGUACAAUUUCUUUCAAAGUCCUUUUUCGAUCAUUCAAUGCAUAGUGCAUUGCCCCUUGGGAUAUAUUUGGCAACCAAAUUUUGGAUGUAUGUGACGUGGUUCUUCUGGUUUUGGAAUGAUCUCAACUUUUUAUUUAUCCAUCUCCCAUUCCUUGCCAAUAGUGUUGCACUUUUCUACAAUUUUGGAAAAUCUUGGAAAUCAGAUCCAGGGAUUAUUAAAGCUACAGAAGAGCAGAAGAAGAAGACAAUAGUUGAACUUGCCGAGACCGGAAGUCUGGACCUCAGCAUUUUCUGCAGCACCUGUUUGAUUCGUAAACCAGUGAGAUCCAAACAUUGUGGUGUGUGCAACCGCUGUAUAGCAAAAUUUGAUCACCAUUGCCCGUGGGUGGGUAACUGUGUAGGUGCAGGCAACCAUAGAUACUUUAUGGGCUACCUAUUCUUCUUGCUUUUUAUGAUCUGCUGGAUGAUUUAUGGUUGUAUUUCUUACUGGGGACUUCACUGUGAGACCACUUACAGCAAGGAUGGAUUCUGGACAUAUGUUACUCAGAUUGCCACAUGUUCACCUUGGAUGUUUUGGAUGUUUUUGAACAGUGUUUUUCAUUUCAUGUGGGUAGCUGUAUUACUCAUGUGUCAGAUGUACCAGAUAUCAUGUUUAGGUAUUACUACAAAUGAAAGAAUGAAUGCCAGAAGGUACAAGCACUUUAAAGUCACAACAACAUCUAUUGAAAGCCCAUUCAACCAUGGAUGUGUAAGGAAUAUUAUAGACUUCUUUGAAUUUCGAUGCUGUGGCCUCUUUCGUCCUGUUAUCGUGGACUGGACCAGGCAGUAUACUAUAGAAUAUGACCAAAUAUCAGGAUCUGGGUACCAACUUGUGUAGCAACAUCUUUAUUCUAUGAAGCAUAUUGCUGAGUGGUGCCUGAACAUUGUGUCUGUCCGUGUCUCUCUCACACUCCAAUCCACAUCCUUGGAACAAAUUAGCAUGCUGUAUGUAGGGCUAACAGUGAAUUUUACAGUCUUUUUCUUUUCAACACUUUUAUUAAGUAAACAUGGACAGAACACACUGCCACUUCUGUGAAGAAUAAAGAUCACAAAAAGAAGUCUAAUGGUUCUUACAUGGGAACUCAUAAACAUUCAUUUCUGGUUUUGUUCUCAUAACAUUUUUCAUGGAAAAAAUGAACUUACUCUGAUUAAUGUGAUAUAGUGAUGAGAAAUGUUCAGUUCUAACUAAAACUAAAUUUGUAUUAUGGCUAAAUUGUGUUCUGCAGUGCUAGAAGUACUGCAUCUAAUUCUGGGAGAACUGUCUUAAAUUGAUUGACCGUCUUGUGUACACUUCAGAUGUACAUGUAGAUACUGUGAUGAAAUCAUGUAGCGUGUCUUCUAAGGCACAAGAAAGUAACAUUCACACGGUGUGCUGUCUUGCUUCUACCAGCUGCUACAUUGCUGGUGUGUUUCUAGUUCAGUGAUAAUUGGUAGCAAACUGAGGUCUAAUGGUCUGAUACAUAGCACUUGCAUGAGCAUACUAAGUCAUAUUAUUUUGUUGAAAUUUAAAAGCCCUACUAAGUGCAUGAUACACUGCAUAGGAUGUAUACUUGCAGAUAGUGUCCAGUGUAGCAUAAAUUAGGACUUAAUUUCAUGUGCAGUCUCCAAUCUUUAAGAGUUGUUGGAUUAUCAACCAAAGGCAAAACAAGCUGUUGCAAGAUUCUUAGUGAGAGAUGGAUGGAUAUGCUUCUUGUUAAAUUCUGAGCUGAACAGAAAUUGUAGACAAAAUAAUGAAAUUUAAGCUAAAGGUGGAGCAUGAGCUCUGUACAUAGCACAUGUGAAUAAAGAAAAGCAUAUUUUGGUUUUUUUAAAAAAAUGAAAAUAGAGCUUAAUACCCAGGAUUAUUUUAGGUGUUCUUUUCAAUUUUAAGUAUGUUUUGAAACUUGUAAUGCUGUCUGAAACAGUUUCAGCAAGAUUUUUAUUACUGCUAAGUGUGAUGCACUGAUCAAAUUUUGUUGCAGCAUCUCCAUACCCUCAUGGUGAACUGCCAGUCACUGCUUCCAUGAGCAUUGUUUACAGUGAGACUUGGUUUAGUCCUUGUAGAUGCUGUAGCAAACUGUGGUUCGAGCAACCUGUGGGAAACCUGUGAGUGAAUGGGGAAGGGGUCAGACUGAUGACAGAGCCUAGACCAGUGUAAAGAAUGUGUGUCUGUAUAUAAAUAAUUUAUCAAAUACUUUUUCUUUGUGUCUAUAUCUGUUAGUGUUUUUAAAGCUGCUCAUUUCAUUCUGUCCAACCAAAAAGAAAAGGGAGAUAUUAAUGAGCUUCUAGUGACGUUCAAUAUUGCUGUUAAUAGGCAUUAUACCCUGCAAGUUCACUGCAUGUCUGAUGCUUGAUAAAAUUAGUAUUCCCUGUAAAAUGCAGAUUACAGGUAUUAAAGCAAUCUAGUGGUAUACCCGCCCCUUGCCUUAGUAAGAGGAGCAGUGGAGAUGUAUAUAGUUGAUGUUCAGUAUUUCCAAGUACUACCAUUUUUAUAUAGUAAUUUCUUUGACCAUAGUCAUACAUCCAAAAAAAACUACCCUUAUUGUACCUAAGGGUUUUAAUAUUAGAAUUGGCAUAUGUAUUUUAUUUUUGAAGUGGGAAGAGAUGGGUGUGGGGUGGCAAUAGCAUUGUGCCAUUUUGUCAUAGAAUGUAAAAAAAUGGUUAACUGUACAAAUGUCUUUGCUAGUUUUGACUAAAAAUGGGGAAAUUUUAGGUAAUUUUUAAAUUCAAAAGUUAUUUAUAAAAUGCUAGGAUUUGUUUAUUUUUUGUAUUUUGAGUCACUUCACAUGAAGACUCACUUGCAAUUUUUAUCAGAUACAUUUUUAUCCGCAGUUAAAGACUGGUGGUGUUCUCCGUUCGAAUAAGAAUGUUACCAUGUUCUUUCCUUGUGGUAUAAUACUCUUCAGUACAGAAGAGAUGCUUCUCAGUUAAGCUGACAAACAACCUCUAAAUGUGUAAUUACAUGGGAAAUAUUUGCAAGGAAAUGCUUUUAGUACUAAACAUUUCAUAGUACCAGUGAAAUCUGUAACUCAGAAUCAUCAGAUGGUCACAAGGCAACUAUGCAGCAGUGUGCCGUCUGUUUAAUUUUGUAGGUCUUGUGUGUGAACUCAGUUUAACCCAGCUCUAAAGUCAUACGUGAAGGUGAACCUUUUGACAAUAGUUCUCAUUGGCUGAAUUGGACACUAUUAAUAGGAACUUAAUUCUCAGCUCUGAACAUGAAUUCUUUGGAGUUUUUAAUCCAUAUUUUUGUUGUUUGUAGGUGUUUAUUUGAAAUUUUAGACAUAAAACAUCCUACUUAAGCUAUGAAUAUUUUUAUUUUAUAAUUUCUUUAUUUAUAACUGUGCCAAGUAUUAUUUUGCUACUUACUGUGUUAUUCUGUGGAAAGAAAAACCUGUAAAGUGUUUAAUAAAUUAGUUCCCCUUACAUAAAUUAAAUGUCAAAAUUUUUGUAAAAUAUUAAUCAGAAUAAAUAUUGACUCUUACAUGUGGUGUGUUCGCUCAGUUCACUUUCAAGAAAUGGGUGAAACCAUGAUAGUGGAAUCUAUGACACCAAUAGAUUAUGUAUUUCUGUUGUGGUCAGCUAGAAGUCUAGUGGAUAAGAUAGUAGGAAUUUGCAAACGUAAAAGGUGGUGUUACUAUUUAAAAAAAUUUACAGUUCUCUGUGUACAUAUUUUUUAAUAAAAAUAUUUUUUUAUUUAUGAA
Messenger RNA from Jaculus jaculus (lesser Egyptian jerboa), 4802 nucleotides. RefSeq names its product zinc finger DHHC-type palmitoyltransferase 17 (gene Zdhhc17). Gene Ontology annotation, molecular function: palmitoyltransferase activity; protein binding. The record is from RefSeq and is a predicted model, not a curated record. Gene Ontology annotation, cellular component: Golgi membrane. NCBI's taxonomy places the organism in Eukaryota, Metazoa, Chordata, Mammalia, Rodentia, Dipodidae. Gene Ontology annotation, biological process: protein palmitoylation. Bases 62 to 1960 code for a protein of 632 amino acids. The transcript is spliced from 17 exons.